Molecule: messenger RNA, 3758 nt
Organism: Larimichthys crocea (large yellow croaker)
Lineage: Eukaryota; Metazoa; Chordata; Actinopteri; Sciaenidae
Gene: ablim3
Product: actin binding LIM protein family, member 3
Exons: 23
Coding region: 447-2516 (689 amino acids)
Biological process (GO): cilium assembly; cytoskeleton organization; lamellipodium assembly
Cellular component (GO): stress fiber; actin cytoskeleton
Molecular function (GO): actin filament binding
Source: RefSeq, a predicted model, not a curated record
GAGAGGCGCUCCGUGACAGCAGCAGCGGCAGCAGCAGCGGCGGCACACCGUCAGGGAGAGCGCGGCGGAGCUGGAGUCAGCCAGGAGCGAAAAUGUGAAGAUGGAAUCCGACUGAGCAGCAUUAUUGUUACACACCCACAUUCACACACAGGCAAGAACUCAAGCUUCAUUUGGAUUUCACAACCAGGUGGAAAUAUCCUCGCUUUAUUUUUUAUUUUCUUAUACAUUUAUUUUUUAUUUUUUUUGCACCUCUCUUUCUGGCUUCAGAAAUUGACUGAAAGCAGUGUGAGAGUGAGGAGCGUCAUUUACCUUCACUGGAUAUUCGUUUUGUUUUUAAAUGACACAAUUCGGAUGGAGUAAACUGCUCCGUGAAGACCCUCCACCUCGCUUUAUGGGAUUAUUCUGGACGGAGACGCUUUGUUUGAGAUAAGAACACGUUGGGCAUCAUGAGUUCCAGCGCUUAUCACCAAGGCUCGGCAGGCGGUGAACGAAGUUCUGGACCAAUCCGAUGCCAGCGAUGUCGGGAAGUAUGCAAAGGAGAGGUAGUGCGAGUACAAGACACCCACUUUCACGUCAAGUGUUUCACCUGCACCGUGUGUAACUGUGAUCUGGCUCGAUCUGGCUUCUUCCAGAAGAAGGGCGAGUACAUUUGUACGGCCGACUAUCAGCGCCUGUACGGUACACGCUGUGACCGCUGUGACAGCUUCAUCACAGGAGAGGUGGUCUCUGCUCUGGGACGCACGUACCACCCCAAGUGCUUUGUCUGCAGUGUCUGCAGUAAACCCUUCCCCAUCGGAGACAGAGUGACGUUCAGCGGAAAGGACUGCGUGUGCCAGCAGUGCUCGCACACACUCGUCAAGUCAAAUGAACCGAUCAAAAUCCACGGGCCCAGCCACUGUGCCGGGUGCGGAGACGAGAUCAAGCAGGGUCAGUCUCUCCUGGCGUUGGAGAAACAGUGGCAUGUGAGCUGCUUCAGAUGUCGGACCUGCAACAUGGUCCUCACAGGAGAGUACAUCAGCAAGGAUGGAGUGCCAUACUGUGAGGCAGAUUACCACGCCCAGUACGGGGUGAAAUGUGAGACCUGCAGCAGAUAUAUUAGUGGAAGGGUUCUGGAGGCCGGAGGGAAACACUACCAUCCGACCUGCGCUCGAUGCUCCCGCUGUAACAUGAUGUUCAAAGAGGGAGAGGAAAUGUACCUGACAGGAUGUGAGGUGUGGCACCCAUUAUGCAAGCAGGCAGCGAGGGCAGAGAGGAGACUCAGGCACAGACGCCUGUCAGAGGCCUCCAUCUCUCCACCGGGCUCAUCCAUAGGCUCUCCCAGUAGGGUUAUAUGUGCCAGAGUGAAGAAUGAGAUCCUAGCUUAUAAGGACCUAGCUGCCCUGCCAAAGGUCAAGGCCAUAUACGAGGUCCAACAGCCAGACCUCAUAUGCUCCUCAUACCAGCCCUACCACAGAUACACCUCUGAUGACAGGCUAGACACUUACUGCUAUGGGGAGUCCCUUGGGACACUCUCUCCCUAUUCUCAGGACUAUGACAGCCUAGAUAUGAGGCAGAGGCGGUGCUCCAGUCCAGGUUAUAUUGACUCGCCGACGUAUAGUCGUCAAGGCAUGUCACCCAUCAUGCCUCGCUCUCCGCAGCACUAUGGCUACCCUGGCUCUGAGAGUGGCAGGAGUUCACCUUAUUAUGGCCAAGAUGGGCGGUCAAGCACACCCACCACAAUCCAGCCCCCUAAGCAUUUUCAUGUACCAGCCACAGGGGACCCCAACAUCUACAGGAAGCCUCCCAUCUAUCAGAGAGCGGCCACUAAAAGCAGGACAAGCGAGGACAUCCUCAGAUCGUCCAGACUGUCCACCUUCUCUCCUGAGCCAUACACACAGUCAGAAUCUGACUACUACCCGUACACCAGUUCUCCCAGGGCCUAUCGGAUGCCGAGAAGACGCUUCUCCACAGGAGGAGAUGAAGAGAGUUGGAGUCACAGUCUUCAAAGAAUUGGGAGUGGCAUUGGGAGGAUGAUCCUAAAGGAGGAGAUGAAAGCCAGAUCUGGUUCCUAUGACAACGACCCCUGGGGCAGUGCAAGGAAUUCUCGGAGUGGGAGCAAGGAAACACUCAACACUACAGGCUAUGGCACCACGGCGUACAACAACACAGUCAACGGAUCUCCCAGAUCUCAGUACAGUGUUGACAGUGAUUUUGUUUGCAAGUCUGCCUCGCUACCAGGAUACGGACGCAAUGGCAUCCAGAGGCCUCAGAGUGCAGAUUGCUACCAGUACCAGUAUGACAGUGGCAGCGAGGUCAACUGGGGAUGCAGAGCGGAAUACAAGAUUUACCCCUAUGAAGCGCUCAUUGUCACCACUAGAGGUCGCAACAGGCUCCCCAAAGAUGUAGACAGAGCCCGGUUGGAGCGUCAUCUGUCUCCCGAGGAGUUUGUCCAAGUGUUUGGCAUGACCGUGGAGGAUUUCGACCGGCUGGCUCUAUGGAAGAGAAACGAGCUCAAGAAACAGGCCCGACUGUUCUAAUAACAUAUGGACGUCUUUCGAAUACUGCCAUAACUAGAGGGAAAGACAUGAUUGACUAUAGGAGAGGGGAGGGAGAAAGAGAUAGGAUGACGUCUGCUCAGUUUCACUGCCAUGGCUGAGAACCUGUUCUAGAUCUCCUCAUAUGACGAACCAAAUUCUGGUCACACCAGCGUGGACUUCUGAGAUACUGAGAGAAGACUGCAGAGACAUUAUGCACAGAUGGACUGAUAAACUGUUACAUGAUUGCCAGUGCAACUGUGGCUGUGUGCUGGAGUGGUGUGUAAGCAAUAGAGGCUGUAAUACAGUAGUGCUGUGCUUUUCUUAAACAUGAAGGACGGAGGAAGGCGUGACUUUGCCCCAGUAAGGCCACAUGUGGGGGGGUGUCUGUGACCAGAGCCACAGUACUAAAACAUAAAGAGGAGAAUUUUGGCUUUGCCUUAUUUGUUAUGCUCUCUUAGUUAUGAGUGUACAGCACCAGCAAUCUGAAUGAGUAGAAUGUAGAUACAGUACAUCAUUUAUGACACUUUAUCAGGGUGAGUGAUUAGAUGAGGAGAAUGAGUGAGUGAGCAUAGAGCAUAACUUUUGCUUUGGUUUAUAAGGGGUGCAUUUUGUUUACCUGUUUCCCCUUGUUUUUGCUCUUUCACGAUGAAAUGCUGUGUCCCUCUGGUUUACACUAACUGAUAUACGACGAGACAAGAAACAAUCUGAGGUUGACGCAACCUUCUCAAACGUGUGUGUGUGUGUGUGUGUGUGUGACCUGCAUUGAUUUCUGUGCAAAUGAAAACCAAAGUGAGAAUGCAAAUAUACAGAUUAGCAGAUCACUUCCAUGUAAUGUUCUGGUUAAAUAGUUGAAGGUCACCGAUAGAUACAGUUCACUCUGCAGCUGUAUGGUAACCUAAAAGAAUGUGCAAUCCAGUAGAUAAUAGAUAAAUGAAAAAACAUCCGUUCGGUCCUCCUCCAUGUUUUCCAGCUCAUUGGAAUACAAUGAUGACUAAAUAUUUUGGGAUGAGGACUUGAAUCAUCCAUACAUUUCAUUUUUCAUUUUCAUUACAUUUGCUAUUAUUUAUAUUCUUUUAGAAUCCAAUAAUUUUGUAGCUACAGAGAUUAUAUGAACUCAUAAUGAAACACUCUGCAAGGUAUUUAACACACUGACAAUGAUCCAGGGUUGUUGAAGACUUUACUUCCUUUGAAUACUGUUAUUUUUGAUUUUGUCACUAAAAAAUUAAACUUGAAACAAAUCCA